AUGUAUCCUGGGCGAUACCCCCCAGAGACACAGGUCAAGGUCUCGAAUGUCUGCGUCAAAUCUCUUCUCGGCGAUCGUAUAGAGGAGGUAUCCGAGUAUUACCAAAUUCUUCGGAGCAAUGGCAAGCACGGUCCGUUGCAGAGAUUGCGUCUACUCUUCUACCGACUUCCUGAGACUUUCGAGUAUCUACUCAAGCAAGAUUUCAGAUUCGCCGAGGCAAAGCUUGCCGAGCAAUCUGGAUGCGUAGACGACGCUGUCUACACAUCCAUGUUCGUCGAUCUUGUCUCAACGAUUCACCGACAUUUUGAAGAUAUUGCCAUGUCCACGUUCACUGCGCGACUCACGCCAGCAAUGCUUGCCAAGCAUAUAGAUGCGUUGCUGCGGAGAAAGGAUCAUCACGGGACCAGAGAUCUACAUACAGACAUAGACAACGCGAUGACACUAUUUAAAUUCGUUGACGAUAAAGAUCUCUUCCAGAUAUACUAUGCGACGCUGCUGGCGAGACGUCUCCUGCGCAGAAUCUCUGUGACAGACGAUAUUGAAGAGAGAAUGAUUGUCAAGUUUCAGGUUUUUUGUGGGGCUGAGUAUUGCCGCAGUUUCCGCGAAAUGCUGAUCGACUUGGAACUAAGUCAAGACCUUACUCGUGAGUUUCGUGCCUGGCAGCUGCAAGGAGGCGGUGAAUCGCCCUCGUUCCACGUCAAGUUGUUGAGCGCUAGACAUUGGACGUCCCUCAACGUACCAGAUAUGUCAUUCGGCAUUCCCCCAGAGAUCCUGCCACUGUACAACCGCUUCUCCACCUUUUACAGCCAAAAGCACCCCAAGCGCAGGCUGAUGUGGUUGUGGGAUCACUCGAUGACGGAACUUCAGACCAACUGCUUUGACAAGCGAUACAAGUUCUUGACUAAUCCGAUACAGAUGGUUAUGCUGCUGCAGUAUAAUGACCACGAAAUUCUCUCCGUGGAGGAACUGCGUCGUGCUACCUCAUUGUCGGCAGAUGUUAUCGACAGGAUGCUUCUUCUCUUCAUUGGUGCAAAUAUUGUGAAGUUGGAAGGGGAUCAUCAGUACCGACUGAAUUUUGGAUUUAAAUCAAAGAAAAUCUGCCUCAACUUGAUCUCUCGCCUCUCGCCGGCGAGUACUGAGACAGAAACGACCGAAAAACUGGUUGUCCAGGAGAACAUUGAGCUGCAUAGAAAGAACGCAAUUCAAGCCACAAUAGUCAGAAUAAUGAAAGCAAAGCAAGCUAUGAAAGGCCAGAUCUUGAUUCAGGAGGUUAUAGCACAACUUUCCAAGCGUUUUGUACCUCAGGUCGCAGACAUUAAAAAGGCAAUCGAUAUCCUCCUAGAAAAGGAAUACAUUGAGCGAAUGGAAGAAUCGAGUGACACCUUCGUAUACAUCACCUAA
Messenger RNA from Fibroporia radiculosa, 1401 nucleotides. RefSeq lists its product as uncharacterized. The transcript has 7 exons. Lineage: Eukaryota; Fungi; Basidiomycota; Agaricomycetes; Polyporales; Fibroporiaceae. Gene Ontology annotation, molecular function: ubiquitin protein ligase binding. The record is from RefSeq and is a predicted model, not a curated record. Gene Ontology annotation, cellular component: cullin-RING ubiquitin ligase complex. Gene Ontology annotation, biological process: protein ubiquitination; ubiquitin-dependent protein catabolic process. Bases 1 to 1401 code for a protein of 466 amino acids.